Molecule: messenger RNA, 465 nt
Organism: Thunnus maccoyii (southern bluefin tuna)
Lineage: Eukaryota; Metazoa; Chordata; Actinopteri; Scombriformes; Scombridae
Product: sprouty-related, EVH1 domain-containing protein 2-like
Exons: 4
Coding region: 140-418 (92 amino acids)
Biological process (GO): negative regulation of MAPK cascade
Molecular function (GO): protein kinase binding
Source: RefSeq, a predicted model, not a curated record
ACGCCCUGGACCCCCCCUCAAGGACCCCUGGAGGGUCACCGGACCCCACUUUGAGAACCACUGGCCUAAUAUUCCCAUAAUCAUCAUUUAGCUACAACACAGAACAGGCUUCAGCGGCAGGAUAACGUGCGGCACCACGAUGGCUAACGUUGCCGCUCAUUUCAGGGAAGCCACAGAGCAGCACCUGGGGCCUGAUCUGAAGUUUUACUGUGUGCGUGUUCGUGCGGUGGUGAUGACACGUGAUGACUCCAGUGGCGGUUGGGUGCCCCUUGGAGGUGGCGGCUUCAGUGAUGUGGUCAUAUGUAAGGGGCGGAGUCAUGACGGAAGGGGGCGGAGAGAAUACAUCAUACGUGGAGAACGGCUGCGAGAUCGAGCAGUGAGUGUCCAGUGUUGGAGUGUGCGGUACAAAGGGGGUUAGUGUACAACAAGGUGAACCCGAUCUUCCAUCACUGGCGAGUAGAGGAU